AUAUCACUCGGCUCAGUCGAGAGCAACACGCCAUGGCCCUAGACAACUACUCCUACGACUGUUGCGUGUUCCCUCCUCUGGAUUGGGAGUGGGAGCUGCAAACCCUCGGAGGAACCGGAGAUGCCCUCGCCGCCGCUCAAGAAGCCAUCUUCCCGGCGACGCCAGGUGUGGAGUCGCCGGUCUCGUCGGAGGCUUCCAGUGGCUACCUGCAAGACGCCGUCGCCUACUGGGGCGACCGUUGCAAUAAGCGGCAGCGGAUGGGAGCCACGGCGCCUCCGUCUCGACGUCCGGCGGCGGUGAGCGAGGACCUGCAGUGCCUUCUUGAUAGCUUUUGGGUUUCUAGCGCCGAGCAGGGAGAUCUCUCCCAUGAUUUGAAUACCAAGACGAACCCGGAGAUGAGCUGCAGUAUUGUCUCAGAGGAGGACGGGGCAGGUGCAUCGGGCAGGGAGGAGCAGGGGCAGCUGCGGCAGGAGCAGGACGAGCAGAGGGGUCCGAGCAAGGCAAAGGCAGCACAGGUGUCAGCGGCGCAGGGCGGAGAAGAGGCAGCCGCAGUAGUCCCCCCUCCUCGCUUCUCCACCACCGUGCGAGCCGCUGCUCCCCUGCGCCUGCAAAAGGCCACUGCUGGCGCGCCCCACGCGGCAGCGCGUCGCGGCGAUCGAUCCCCGCCCGUCGACCGGUGCGAGCCCUCUCGUGCGGGUGCGGCCGCCACGACGGCGCCCGGCUCUUCUUGUCCCUCCUCGCCGCUGGCAGGCGGGUGGCUGACCGGGGAGAAGAGAGGCGCCGGAGUGCUGUACCCCUUUGCUGUUGUCAAGCCGCUGGGGUUAGACGACGGCAGAAUGACGACGCUAAGCGACGUCAACCAGAGGAUCCUGAAGAGACCGGCCAGGCCAGUCCGGCACCCUGUUGGCGCGUUUGCGUGCGGCCCCGCCGUGUCGGCACGCGGCCUAGGCCUGUCCGGCAAGGCAGUAAUUAGCCUUACGAGGAUCAGAACGGGAGGAAAGGGCGCCAUAACCAUCGUCAGAACAAGAGGCUGAAGGGAUCAACUGUUCUUUACCUUUUCAGGAAGAUGAACAAGACAGACCCGAUGGUCUUGGGAGGGUAGAAGCUACCCUUGUAAAUACAACCUAGGGUUUAAAUGCAUAUGCUGCUUAUAUAAUCCAUAUCUAUAUUAACAAGUUUAAUUCCCUCUGGUUACAUGCACAUAGGCAGCAGCCUAGGUAAAUGACAGGUGCUCAAUUUGAACUUCAACGGCUUGCCCCGAAGUAUCAUAUAUCUGGACGGCUGCAUCACCGGGUAGGCGUCUCACUAUAUUGAUCUAUCCAUUGUGCCAAGCAUGCACGAACCGUGUAAGACACAUCAUGAUUCAUGAAAC
Phragmites australis (common reed) is the source of this 1372-nucleotide messenger RNA. RefSeq lists its product as uncharacterized. Bases 33 to 1034 code for a protein of 333 amino acids. The transcript has 5 exons. Lineage: Eukaryota; Viridiplantae; Streptophyta; Magnoliopsida; Poales; Poaceae. The record is from RefSeq and is a predicted model, not a curated record. Gene Ontology annotation, biological process: female meiotic nuclear division; male meiotic nuclear division.